Messenger RNA from Cebus imitator (Panamanian white-faced capuchin), 5418 nucleotides. RefSeq names its product CREB regulated transcription coactivator 3 (gene CRTC3). Gene Ontology annotation, molecular function: cAMP response element binding protein binding. The coding region runs from base 763 to 2499 and encodes 578 amino acids. The transcript is spliced from 15 exons. Gene Ontology annotation, cellular component: cytoplasm; nucleus. The record is from RefSeq and is a predicted model, not a curated record. NCBI's taxonomy places the organism in Eukaryota, Metazoa, Chordata, Mammalia, Primates, Cebidae. Gene Ontology annotation, biological process: positive regulation of transcription by RNA polymerase II; protein homotetramerization.
AAUUGAAAUUUAAAACACUGAAUGAGUCCACAUCUGGUGGGUAAACAGAGCUCUCUCGAAGUGAAAUGCAGUUCGUGGGCUGCCAGCCGGUGACCUCAGCCUUAGGCUAAUCAUUCUUUGGUUCACAUGUUCAUCAUCUGUAAACUUGAAGGUGUUGAAGACAGUCUCAGAAUUCUUUUUCUAGCUCAAUGCGUCUAAAGUUCAAAAGAGGAAAAUGUCAGAAUGUUUCAGUUUUAAGAGGUAGUUGAGAAGAUCAGCAAUAAUCAUAGUACCUUGAGAAGUUGUCCUGAGCUUUGCAUUUGACAUACCGCUGUUGUGUCUGCAUCUCUUAAUCCUCACUUCAUCUUGUGAAGGAGGCGUCAGAGUCCAGGUUACAAAGUCAUGUCAUCCCAUUCGAAGUCCAGUGCUGUUUUUUAACAGUCUUUGAAGGCUCUGAACAUCGGUGCUUUAGGAGGGAGAGUGGUUGUGGGGGACUGUGAGAUGGCCUUCCGCUCAGUUGAAGGCAGGUCCCUCUCUGGAUUUAGAACCCAGGUUGGUUGAAGUGUCAAGGUUUUUGGGGAAGAGUUGAGCCUUCGUGAGAAAUCUCCUAAGGCAGAAAUCAGCCCACUUUCAUCUUAGCCGGUGCCAGGCAUACUACCAGUCACACAGUUAAGUUCUUUGUAUCAGUAAAUCAAUGGAUAAAUUGAUGCUUCAAAGAAGAAAUCAAAGGCUUUAAAUCAAGAUGGCUGAGAAUUUUGUCCAGAGAAUUUCAAGAAUAGUCAGAUGCUUCUGGUUCAAUUUCAGAAGCUCCAGCAACUGCGCCUUACCCAGUACCAUGGAGGAUCUUUACCGAAUGUGAGCCAGCUGCGGAGCAGUGCGUCAGAGUUUCAGCCGUCAUUCCACCAAGCUGACAAUGUUCGGGGAACCCGCCACCACGGGCUGGUGGAGAGGCCGUGCAGGAACCGCUUCCACCCCCUCCACCGAAGGUCUGGGGACAAGCCAGGGCGACAAUUUGAGGGUAGUGCUUUUGGAGCUAAUUACUCCUCACAGCCUCUGGAUGAGAGUUGGCCAAGGCAGCAGCCUCCUUGGAAAGAAGAAAAGCAUCCUGGGUUCAGGCUGACAUCUGCACUUAACAGGACCAAUUCUGAUUCUGCUCUUCACACGAGUGCUCUGAGCACCAAGCCCCAGGACCCCUAUGGAGGAGGGGGCCAGUCGGCCUGGCCUGCCCCAUACAUGGGUUUCUGUGAUGGUGAGAACGAUGGACAUGGGGAAGUAGCGUCUUUCCCUGGCCCACUGAAAGAAGAGAACCUGUUACAUGUUCCGAAGCCACUGCCAAAACAACUAUGGGAGACCAAGGAGAUUCAGUCCCUGUCAGGACGCCCUCGAUCCUGUGAUGUUGGAGGUGGCAGUGCGUUUCCACAUAACGGUCAAAACCUGGGCCUCUCACCCUUUUUGGGGACUCUGAACACUGGAGGGUCGUUGCCAGAUCUAACCAACCUCCACUACUCGGCGCCCCUGCCGGCCUCCCUGGACACCAGCGACCACCUCUUUGGUAGUAUGAGUGUGGGGAAUAGUGUGAGCAACCUCCCAGCUGCUAUGACUCACCUGGGUAUCAGAGGCUCCUCUGGUCUCCAGAGUUCUCGGAGUAACCCCUCCAUCCAGGCCACGCUCAAUAAGACUGCGCUUUCGUCUUCCCUAAAUAACCACCCACAGACAUCUGUGCCCAGUGCAUCUGCCCUUCACCCUUCACUCCGUCUGUUUUCCCUGAGCAACCCAUCUCUUUCCACCACAAACCUGAGCGGCCCCUCCCGGCGGCGGCAGCCCCCCGUCAGCCCCCUCACGCUUUCUCCUGGCCCGGAAGCACAUCCAGGUUUCAGCAGACAGCUGUCUUCAACCAGCCCACUGGCCCCAUACCCUGCCUCCCAGAUGGUAUCAUCAGACCGAAGCCGGCUUUCCUUCCUGCCCACAGAAGCUCAAGCCCAGGUGUCCCCACCGCCCCCGUACCCUGCGCCCCAGGAGCUCACCCAGCCUCUCCUGCAGCAGCCCCACGCCCCGGAGACCCCUGCCCAGCAGCCCCCGGCAGCCUCUUCCCUUCCACAGUCAGACUUUCAGCUUCUCGCAGCCCAGGGCUCAUCUUUGACCAGCUUCUUCCCAGAUGUGGGUUUUGACCAGCAGUCCAUGAGGCCAGGCCCGGCCUUUCCUCAACAGGUGCCCCUGGUGCCACCAGGCUCCCGAGACCCGCAGGACUCUUUCCAUUUGAGACCAAGCCCAUAUUCCAACUGUGGGAGUUUUCCUAACGCCGUCCUGACAGAAGACGCCAGCUCCAGCCUGUUCAAAGACCUCAGCAGCGCACUGGCAGGCCUGCCCGAGGUCAGCCUGAAUGUGGACACUCCAUUUCCACUGGAAGAGGAGCUGCAAAUCGAACCCCUGAGCCUGGACGGACUCAACAUGUUAAGUGACUCCAGCAUGGGCCUGCUGGACCCCUCUGUUGAAGAGACGUUUCGAGCUGACAGACUGUGAACAGACUCCAGGGCAACAGCCAACACAGAAUGGAAUAGAAUGGAGCCAGCUGCCACCCCGGGCUGUAGUUAUCUUGACACGGAAGGAGCCAGUGCCACAGUCUAGGCUUUCCAGUGAGGUCCCGUCACAGACACGGUGGCGUCCUCCAGGUCACACAGCCAUGUCCUGCUGUCCGGCCUGUGGCCAACUUCGUGUUGCAGCAGGUGGGCUGCUUGGAGCUGCCGUGGACUGGAAAGCUUCUCUCCACUCCGUCUUUGUGUUGGCCAUCCAGUCAAUCGCUGUGCAGAGCGAUCGAUGUGCAGUGUCACGGGAGGCCUCCAUAGCAUCGCGUAGUGCUCAGAACCACUGAUUUCCGUCCGCACCAACGGUGGGCCUGGAGCAGCGGCGGGAGGGAGCGCCUCGAUGCCUGCUCAGACCUGACCCGGAGGGCGAGCCCCUCUAGCAGAGGACAUCCCCAGGCUGAGCGGACACCCCGGCUCUCGUCCGUGCCUGAACGACAACAUGAAGUUUUGCCCUAAGUCUGGGGCAGGCUGGAGUCAGGCAGACGGAGGCUCAUUUCAUUUUCCCCCAUGUGGUUUCUGCUGUUUUCAGUACCAUUUCCUUCUGGACCGGAAGAGGAGGAAGACCAUUUUCUCUAGUCACUGAAGAGUCCCGUGGCACUGAUGAGCCUGACGAGAACCAUGCUUCUUCCUGGGGGGUGGGGAAGGAAGACACAGACUGCAGGUGGCCUCUGACAAACUCCAGAUAAGCACAGAGCUCCCCCCUUAGAGCAGCUAGAAGGAGCUGAGGUGCUAACCACACCCACCGAUCGGCCGAGCUUCCCAUCCUGCCCCAGAGCUGUGUCUGUGCACUGGGGGUUUCAUGUCCCCCACACAGACCGUAAGCUCCUUGAGGGCAGGGACAGUGCCUUAUUCAUUGUUGAACUCGUGCAUGGCAGCACAUUCGUGUGCCGGAGUGAGCGCUGUGACCCGUGUGUGCGGUGCAUGAUGAGUGACUGGUCCCCCACGCUGUAAGGCGGGCUAAUCUAGCUGUCCCCACUCCCUGCCAAAUCUCAGAGCUCUAGAUAUUCACGCACUGGUGCCUGUGGUGAAGCACGCACUUUAAUAUGCUUUUAACACUAGGUGAGCAAACCCGCAGUGAAGCUGGGCGCCGCAUUCUCCCGGGGCUGCGUUCCAUGCGGGCGGCUGGGAGCUAUCUUCUGUCCAUCCGGAAGGGCUGAGCAGGUGGGGGCCCUGAGGGACCUCUCAGAUACAUGUUUUCCUCUAACUUCUGUGGUCAAGUAGAGAUUCAUUCUUUGGGGUUGAAAAAAGAGUUUACAGUGAAAGGAAGGCCUAAUUUAUGGAAGCACCUUUACUCAUUAGUACCUUCUCGUAAAACAGAUGGACCAGAUUCCCACCUCUGCCUGCCUCCGCUAACUUAGGGUAGCCCAGGAGGUUUGCAGGGGAGAGCACUGCAGGGGAGGGGUCUAGGCUGAGAGAAGACAGGGUGCAGAGGAGGAGAACCUGAAAGAGAGACAAGAGGACAGCCACUGCCCUUCCAGGAGUGUCACUGAGGGUCACUGGACUGCCCCACCCAGAGGAGCAAGGCAGCGUGAGGGGCUGAAUCCAGCACACCUGUCCCUGGUGCAGAAGGAGGUGUCGCCAGGAGACCCUGGGCUGGCUCGCCCCUCUAAACCUCAUUCCAUUUCUUCUUCUGACCUUGCCUCUAAUCUUUAACCCUCGGGGGUACCCCUCUGCGCCUUCCUCUAGAAUCCGAGUAUUCCUGUUUCACAUCUGCCCCACAUCUUUGCUGUGGAAUUAGGACAUCAAACCAGAGUCCUCCUCACCUGAUUCCCAGCUCCAGAAGGGCCUGCCCUCACCAGCCCUGUUCCCAGUUACACUUUCAGAUCCCUUUGUGCUCAAGAUCUCAGAGGGGAUGACUUUGUUCAAGAGCCUUUGGUCUUAAUGCUACCCACACCCCAGUGUGCCAGAAGACGCCAGCUCCAGCGUCAAAGGUCCCCCUAACCUGAUUUCAUUCCCAACGGGAUGGUGCUGAUGUUAUCAGGGUUCUGAAGUCCCAGCAUAGCCCACUCUUCACAUAGUGCCUUACCCAUGGGGGUCGUCACAGGGUCCCAGUUCAGUCUGUCUGCACAGCAGCCACCCUGCCAGGCCACAGGAGACCCCCGACCUACACAGUGAACCACACUGCCCACCAGCAUCCUCCAGGUGCCUUGUGAAAAUGGGGGCCACCAGGGGGGGUGACUGGUGGCAGUAUGGCUUAGCACUGAAUUCAGCUUGUCCUGAGGUCUGUCAUUCCGCUCUCUCCAGAAGGGGUUUGGGCAUUUUACAACUCACCACUGCCAGGUCGGGUGGGCUGCACUCACUGCGGCCUUUGUCACAAAGCCAGUCGUGGCCCUCGGCUGCAUACGUCAUAGUAAACUAUUCUUCAGUAUUUAGUUUUGUCACAAGAAAUCGAUCAUUGUACUACUCACAGCAGUUAAACAGCAUAGAACUAAAAAGCCUGCAUUUCCACUUUUUCUUUCUGUAUGGUUGUGGGUUUUAGGACAUAGGGCAUUAGGAGAAACUUUUCCUGAUCAUGUCAGAAGUUCUUCUUUGUCCCUUUUCUCCUGUUUCAUUUCUCCUCCAUCUACUGUCUAUUACCUGAGCUGAAGCAUUGUAUCUUCAAGUCCAGACGCGCAUCUGGAGACACUGCCCAUUCCGACUCGUUGGCUCUUCUGAUUUAUGCACAGAUGGUUCCCAGCAUGCGUCCAGUGCUUUGUGGAUGGGACCAUCAUCAGCCUUCCGGCCAGUGUCCGAACCCAGGGCACCCUGUCCAACCAUAUUUAAAGAUUGGGAUUUGUAUAAAGUUGCUUCCAAGUUUUAUAAUGCAUCAUUUUUCAUCUUUCGUAAUUAAAAGCAGCACAAUGUGGUUGUCUCUGCA